Molecule: messenger RNA, 2893 nt
Organism: Syngnathoides biaculeatus (alligator pipefish)
Lineage: Eukaryota; Metazoa; Chordata; Actinopteri; Syngnathiformes; Syngnathidae
Product: RNA binding protein fox-1 homolog 3-like
Exons: 15
Coding region: 295-1389 (364 amino acids)
Biological process (GO): nervous system development; regulation of alternative mRNA splicing, via spliceosome
Cellular component (GO): cytoplasm; nucleus
Molecular function (GO): mRNA binding
Source: RefSeq, a predicted model, not a curated record
ACUUCACCGAGAGGGCUCAUUCAUCACACGUGCGCUGCCCAAGCCGCGUUAAAUCAUGGCGGAUAAAGCACGCGGCAUAAAAGAAUGGAAUUGUGAAGGAGGCUCCGUGAGACGAGGUACGAGUUUGAUUGACAGCUAAAAGUCCUGGGGAGAAAGAACUGCAUUCGACUUCUUGCUUCCUGUACUGUCCCACACAUUUGAGAGGAGGACCUUCAGACAGGUUUCUUCAUUCCAUUUGAAGCAUCAGCAGAUAGUCCCGUGAAACAGCCUUAGCCCGACCAUCUUUCCCCGUACAUGGAGACCCCCAGCUGGGCAGGUAACGCGUUGUGCAAGUCGGGAAGUAUCGGCGUCUUCGGGAACGUGGUGUACAGCGGACUGCUCAACGACCACCUGUGGCAUCUGGGAGUGCCGCUCUUCACGAGACUGGGUAACCAAGAGGCCGCCAACCCCGCGGACGCCAUGACCCAGCCCUACACUGCGGCCCAGUAUCCCCCACCCCCACAGAACGGCAUCCCUGCUGAGUUCGCCGCACCUCACCCGCUCUCCACGCCUGACUACAGUGGACAGAGCCGCGUGGCCGAGCACGCCAUGACGCUGUACACGCCCACGCCCACCCACAGUGAGCCGGCGCCGGGCACCGAUAGCAGCACGCCCAGCAUCGCCGCCCCUGCGUCCGCACCGGUCAGUGUUGCUCAGCACCUGCAAACACUCUUCUCCACAGGCCGCCAGCAACAGACGGACGACGUGACGCACACGGACACCUCGCAGCACUCGGACUCAUCGGAGAAGCAGCAGCCAAAACGGUUACACGUGUCCAACAUUCCCUUCCGCUUCCGGGACCCCGACCUUCGGCAAAUGUUUGGGCAAUUUGGGAAGAUCUUAGACGUGGAGAUCAUCUUUAACGAAAGAGGGUCCAAGGUGAACAACGCCACUGCGCGAGUGAUGACAAACAAGAAAGUGGCAAACCCGUACACGAACGGGUGGAAGUUGAACCCGGUGGUGGGCGCCGUCUACGGUCCCGAACUGUACGCUGUCACAGGUUUCCCAUAUCCCGCCACAGGCGCCACCGUUGCCUACAGGGGUGCCCACUUGCGAGGUCGGGGGCGGGCGGUUUACAACACGUUCCGCACGGCCCCGCCGCCGCCGCCCAUCCCGGCUUACGGAGCGGUGGUGUACCAAGAUGGCUUCUAUGGUGCUGAAAUCUACGGGGGAUAUGCAACAUACAGAUUUGCCCAGCCCGCCACCACAGCCGCUUACAGUGACAGCUACGGCAGAGUCUAUGCAACGGCCGACCCCUACCACCACACGAUCGGCCCCGCCGCCACGUACAGCGUGGGAACCAUGGCUAGCCUUUACAGAGGAGGCUACAGUCGCUUCACGCCCUACUAAAACAACCAAAGAACACGCAAACACACAAAAAAGAACUCUUACAAAAAAUGUUUUUAAAGGAGACAAACGUAAAUGAGCUGGCUUUUCUACCACCGCCUUCUUUUUAACACACGCUUGUCUGAAUUAGUUAUUGUCUGUUUUUUUAUUUAUUGUUGUUGCUCUUUGUUUACAAUGCUUACAUUCUAGUGUUCGCUACAUAGCUUGACUAUAAAUGAUCAUUUUUAUUGUGCUUGGAAUAAUGUAUGAUGGAACAAAGAUUUUUUUGUCUUUCUUUUGCAUUUGUAAAUUAAUAUGCAAAGAUCUGCCACUGAGAACUGGAGUGGACUAAUUUAAUUUUUGUCAUUUUGCAGAAACAUGAUUUUCAGUUUUAUGGCUGCUAUGCCAAUGAUGAACUCAUCUGGAUACUUUUUACAGACAAAUUUUAUAUGUUAAAUUGAAUGAUUUUGGACUUAGGCGGCACAGUGGAUAAGCUGGUAAAACGUUGGCCUCACAGUUCUGAGGUCCCGGUUUCGAUCCCAAUCCCACCUGUGUAGAGUUUGCAUGUUCUCCCCGUGCCUGUGUGGGUUUUCUCCGGGCACUUCGGUUUCCUCCCACAUCCCAAAACAUCCAACAUUAAUUGGACACCCUAAAUUGCCCCUAGGUGUGAUUGUGAGUGCGGCUGUUUGUCUCCAUGUGCCUUGCGAUUGACUGGCAACCAGUUUAGGGUUUACCCCGCCUCCUGCCCGUUGACAGCUGGGAUAGGCUCCAGCACUCACCGCGACACUCGUGAGGAUAAGUGGCAAAGAAAAUGGAUGGAUGGAUGGAUUUUGGACUUGGACCAUAUUGUAUAUUCAUGUUGGUUAAUAUGACUUGCAGUUUUAUCCACAAUUAAAGUAUUUUCGUUAUCUUUACUUUUAUAGGUUGUGUCCUGGCCAUUCUAAAUCUACAUUUUCCUUUUUUUUUUUAGUGUUAGGUGCAUUGCUGGCCCAAGUCUUUGAUUUGAAGUUUAUUUUCUGUGAUGCAUUUGCGUAAGGUGAAGUCUUCUUUCAGGCGCGUCGUCCAGUAUUGCACUGAUGCUUCAGUAAAAGUGCAAUAAAGGACUACCCCUCUAUGUCAAAGUUAGAACUAAAGCUUAAUGACAAAAAGAGGGGGCCCAAUCUAGUUCCCAAUGGUUUACAUGUACACACGUUGAUUUAUGAUCAGUGUUCCACAGCCCUGAUAAGCUGAUAACAUUUAUGAAUCCACCUUAAAGAUUUGUAUUUAUUAAAAAAUAUGUAUAACUUGCAAAACAGCUACAAUGUACAGCAAUGUAGCUACAAUUGUAUAUAAACAAUACAUACACAGAGACGUGUUUUAUAUAUGUAUUCCUAUAUAAAGUGUGCUUACAAGUAUGUGUGUACAUCAAGGAGAAGAUACUGUCACAUUUUAUUUUCAAGUUUUAAAAAAGAAUUACGUUAUUCAUAUUUUGUUGUCAAUAUACAGUAUGACAAAGUAAAGUGUGUUAGAAUAAAGCAGUUAUAAGAAG